CUAGCCGACCGUGCCCUCGCCCUCACCGAAUCAUGCCGUGUCUAGCCUGGGAUUCGCAUCUUGGAUCGCCGUCAUGCUUGAACCGCGUGGCCUUGGGCACUGUGGGCACCGUACGAUGCGCCGCAGUGGGCUUAUUGCCAUCAGAUCGCAGAGUGGCAGCGAGUGACAUUGACAUCGACAUGGGCUCUCUCCCCUCUGUCUCCCGUACCAUCCCGCCGACUCAAGGUUCGACUACCGGCGGAAACCCAUGAUCGCUAAUUCUCCGACCGACGCCUCUUCAUCAUGUCUUGUCUAUCCUAUACGUUUUCGUAGUAAUUGCACCUGCGCCCUAGACCCGUCGUCCGCCCUUUGCGUGUGGGGACGCCUCCAUUCCAUUCACUGCUACACGCUCUCUUCAUCAUGUCUCUCGCAGCCCAAGGCGCCGACGCUCCCCAGCCCUAUGUCGUACCCCCCUCAACCAAGUUCGAUGGCCCUGACGGAAGCUGGAGCACCUUUAAGAUAAGCGUGGGAACACCAGAACAAGAAUUCCGCGUUUUGCCAAGCACAAAAUCGGGCGUCACUUUUGUCGUCGCACCAGAAGGCUGUCUGGCAGGCGUGGACCCGUCAAAUUGCCCGGACCUGCGCGGAAUAAACGUGUUUCGCAGCACGCAAAACACUGGCUUCCAGGUUGACAAGUCGACAACAUGGUCGGCAAUAGGACAGUACGAUGUGGAUCUGGAGGCUGCGCUCAACUAUACCGGCCGAGCACUAUACGGCGUUGACACUGUUUCGCUGGGCGCUGCUGCCGACAGUACCUCAUCAGCAACGCUGACGAACCAGAUCGUUGCUGCUGUAGCCGAUCCAGACUACUACCUGGGGAUGCUGGCUCUAGGGCAGGCCAAGUCGAGUUUUAAUAGUGGUGGCAAACCUAUCAAUUCAUUUCUCGCUGCGCUGCGCGAGAGCACAAAGAUACCUAGUUUCGCAUAUGCCUACACGGCAGGCGCAAAGUACCGAUUAAAAUCAGUCUUUGGCAGUCUGGUGUUAGGCGGCUACGAUUCGACCCGAUUCAAAGCAAACGCCAACGACUUUUCAUUCACUUUCUCACAGGACCCCUCCCGGCUGUUGACAGUGGGCGUUGACUCCAUCAUGGCCACCAACACCCUCAAAGGCACUUUUUCGCUAACCUCCGGCGCCCACUUAUCCGUCAUCGACUCGACCGUUCCGCACUUGUGGUUGCCCAAAGACGUCUGCGCUGAAUUCGAGACAGCCUUUGGCUUGACCUAUGAUCCCAAAACAGAUCUUUACCUGGUCAACGACACUAUGCACCGCCAACUCAUCUCCAACAACCCGACCAUCACUAUCAAACUCGUCAACUCGCUCCAAGAUACAACGAUAAACUACACCAACAUAGAACUGCCGUACGCCGCUUUCGAUCUACAGGCUUCGUAUCCUUACUACCCCAACGCAACAAAUUACUUCCCGAUCCGCCGAGCUGCGAAUGAAUCUCAAUACGUACUUGGGCGUACGCUGUUGCAAGAGGCAUAUCUCAUAGUGGAUUAUGAACGAGCAAAUUUCACAGUCGCGCAGGCAGUGUUUCCCAAUCCUAUGCCCGCAGCGAACGUGGUCACCAUCACCCCAACGAGCAACUCUUCAUCUACAAGACCUUCAUCAACUUCAUCACCUUCAUCGUCUUCCUCAGAUCUCGCCAGGGGCGCAAUUGUCGGAUUAGCAAUCGGAGUAAUCAUGGCUCUCGUCCUCGCCGUCUUCGUAUUUUUGUUCUUCUUCCGCAGACGUCGCAACAAGCAGCGGCAGCAACAGCAACCACAACAUGAACUGGCAGGCAAGAACAUUCCAGAGGCUGACUCAAGAAGCCACCUUCCCGUGGUCAGUACGGUGGUCAGUACGCCACUCAAAGUCGUUAGUCCGCAAGAACUCAACGGCACACCCUUGAAUGAGCUCGCAACUCCUGUCAACCAGGAAUACACCAACCAUGACUAUCCGCCAGAUUACAAAGCAGCCGUUAAUGUGGCAAAUGAACCGCAAGAGCUUCACGGUGAAUCAAUGACACCGAUAACGCCCAGGUGGAGAGAGGUGCAUCUGCCGCGCUCACCUACGUUAUACGAGAUGGACAGAGAAAGCAGCCCAAGCCGCAGAGUAAGCUUCAUGCCCAGCGACGACGGCUUUGGAAACAGUGAUGGAGGACAGUCGGGCGUAUCACCACUAACACCGCGGUGUCAGGACCCCUUUCAUUCAAAAUUAAGUAAUGUUCCUUGAGUUGUUAUUUCCUUUCAGUGUCGGAACGCGAUGGAGUUUUUGAGAUACUACUUGUACAUAAGUAUGCUUAGGAUUUAUGCAUGUGCAUCACGAAUGCACUCAGAAUAAAAUCUCAUUUGUCGCCUCAAAGGUC
Pyrenophora tritici-repentis Pt-1C-BFP is the source of this 2386-nucleotide messenger RNA. The record is from RefSeq and is a predicted model, not a curated record. NCBI's taxonomy places the organism in Eukaryota, Fungi, Ascomycota, Dothideomycetes, Pleosporales, Pleosporaceae.